AUUCGGUGGUCGCGGAGCUACAGAUCAACUUCACCACCCUCCACUCCUCCACCAUUUGCUAUUCUCCUACCGGUCCGGAUUCCGUAUCACCCGUAGAGUACCUCUACAUACACACGAUUAAAGUCUCAUUUUGUCUUCUUCGUGUCACAUACAAACAUACGAGGAAUAGCAGUGCCUCAGAUUCAGGUACCUGUGGUUCACACCCCCGGGACCCAGCCGCCUACGAACUCUGCGAAACGGCUGUCUUCUUCCCGCUCUUGCGCCAGCCUCUCUUUUACGACGGUUUUACCCACACUCACACACCACCUAACCCGUCAAAACGAGCGACCGCAAAAGCUAUCUCCGACGUUUUUCAACUACGACGGAUGCGAGCGGAGAGCCACUUACGUACGACCAACGACUCCAUUGACCUCCUUGAUCUCGAUCCGCCCGUUCCGCCCGCUUCCUUCUCCCAUUCAACUACAAACAAACGGAGAAGAAAAGAGGGACUGAGCCAUCAAACCCAACUCGACCUUCACCAUGGGGCCGGCUAGCGUUAUCAUCCUCUGCAUCUUCCUCGCAGUGGUGGCUGCCGCCAUCUUCUAUGUCCUAAUCUCGCGCGCCCAAGCAACACGUCUCGGGCUCCCUCCACCACCCCUCACCUCAUACAUCCCUUUCUGGCCCGAGCCCUCAAACUCCCUUCCCUAUGCCAACAACACCUCUUCUUCUUCCGGCGGUAUUAAGGGCUGGUUCGGAAAGUUCAAGAAGAACAACAAUCGCACUGCAGCUGGUGCCUACGAGCCUUCCGGUGCUAACGCUAACGCCGCCCGGAGCCGCGGCUUCGGACCCCUCGACCCAGAUGAGGCAUGGGAUGCGCGUGUUGGACAAGAGGCUGAUGGCUAUGGACCUGCAUACUAUGAGGAGACGGAAAUGCAGCCCUCUCGGCACAACAACCUUGGCGAUGAUACGAGCUACGGAGGAAGGAGCUACCAGAUGAACCUGGCGACCAACCCCGGCAACAGUCAGCCUGGCACCGGCACUGGCACUAGCAACCCGUUCGCAGAUCCCGAGGAAGAGAGAGGUAGAAGGAGAAGCCGUUCUCCUGGCCCGGCUGCGAACAAGGGCUUGAGUGUGUCUGCCCCCCAAAACCCGUUCGACGAUGCUGCCGCGGAUCACACCAACGUUAGCAUGAGAGGCGUCAGCCCCCGUCCGAUCGAGGGCACGGGAGCCUCAAAGCCGAGUGGUCACAACAAUGGCGAGCCUGAGACCCCAGUGGAGAGGAGGUCUAUCUUCAGAGAGGAUGUAUGAAGUGAUGACCGAAUGAAUGAUUGACACCGUGGGCAGCACAACGAAAGGGAUAAGAAAAACAAUUCUCGGCUUUCUGAUCACGAAAAGCACGAGGUAUGGUCUACUGGGGGUGUUAUAGGCGCGGCUACAUGAUUCUGGCAUGGACGUGUCUUUACGAGAAAGAGGUGUCCGUGUAACUAUUAACGGAUAUCACUAUGCUUUUACGCAAAGAUGCGGCAUGGGCAACAUUUGGAUUUGGGUGGUUCGUCAUUUCUGGGAAAGGCGGCUAGUUGGGAGUUGGGGCACGGCUCUUUUUCUAUCAGUGUUCGAUUACUGCCGCAAGAGUUACUUGAAAAUGAGAAAGGCCAUACGAGAAGCAACCCACCAAUCGUCAGUAUUAUUCAAUGGGUUGAGAAUGCCCAAGCACGUCAAACGCGGAAACCUGUGGCUGGUAAGGGAGGAUCUUCAUGACGACCGACCAAGUAUUCACACAGACCGAACGACCACCUAACUUUCCAGCACGCCCACUUUUUCAAGAGUUAAGAGGGAAUACAUAUGAUGCAUCCCGUAUUCGAUUGCGACGCCAUAAUAUCCUUUCAUUCCGGUCUUCCCUCGUGCGUUAUCAGUCUUGCGGCCGUCCAAUGUCUCCCUCGGGAUACCGGAUGGUGGGAUGAAACCGGAAAGAGAACAUGUUUUAAGACCCCACUUCCGCCGCAUCCC
Messenger RNA from Neurospora crassa OR74A, 1986 nucleotides. RefSeq lists its product as hypothetical. The record is from RefSeq and is a predicted model, not a curated record. The transcript has 2 exons. Bases 520 to 1287 code for a protein of 255 amino acids. Lineage: Eukaryota; Fungi; Ascomycota; Sordariomycetes; Sordariales; Sordariaceae.